Molecule: messenger RNA, 2884 nt
Organism: Anarrhichthys ocellatus (wolf-eel)
Lineage: Eukaryota; Metazoa; Chordata; Actinopteri; Perciformes; Anarhichadidae
Gene: zdhhc11
Product: zDHHC palmitoyltransferase 11
Exons: 11
Coding region: 321-1547 (408 amino acids)
Biological process (GO): protein targeting to membrane; peptidyl-L-cysteine S-palmitoylation
Cellular component (GO): Golgi apparatus; endoplasmic reticulum
Molecular function (GO): protein-cysteine S-palmitoyltransferase activity
Source: RefSeq, a predicted model, not a curated record
AAAAAAAAGCUCGGUAUCUUGAGCAGAGCUGUAGUGCACAUGCGCAGUAGGGCCGUUUCCAUAGCGCCGCUCCGACCUGCUGAGUUGAUUCUUCAACUUCUGAUUCACGUCCUUCGGUGACAAAUCAAAGGACGUCGGAGCAUUUUAAUCGUCUUUACGGGUGUUUUUUAAGCGCUUUUGUCCGCGCGAUGUGUUUUGCAUAUUCCAGCACGUGCUCUACUGAUAAACUAAUCAUUUGGUAUCAAGCGAUGGUUCUCCGUCUGUAAUUGAACAGGAGCAUAUUGUUUUAAGCUGAUGGUCGCUUUCUUUCAACGGCAAAAAUGAACUGCUUCAGCCAAAAGCUGAGACGCACAUCUCCCGUGCGUGGCAGCAGUAGAAACGAGCUGGUCCCCUCGAAGCCUCCCAGGAUGAACGGAUGGUCAUGGCCCCCUCAGGCUUUCCAAGUGGUUGGCUGGCUGGUGUUUGGCUACCUCACCAUAGUCAGCUUUGGCAUCUAUAUCCCUCUUCUGCCUCUGCCGUGGAACCAUGUGCUCUAUGCUCUGACUGGCAUAGCAUUUAUCGUACACUUUUUGGCCCAUAUUGCUGCUGCGACAAUAGACCCGGCGGAUGUCAAUGUGAGGGCCAAGCGGAGCUAUUCCAGUCCAAUGGCGCUUUUUGACAGGACUAAGCAACCGCAUGUCAUCCAGGACCUACACUGUUAUCUAUGUGAUGUCAAGGUUGGGCCCAAAGCAAAACACUGUGGCGUUUGCAACAAGUGCGUGGAGGACUUUGAUCACCAUUGCAAAUGGCUGAACACCUGUGUGGGUGGCAGAAACUACCGGUGCUUCUUUGUGGCACUGUCCUCUGCUAUGCUCGGCGUCUUCCUGCUCGUUAUUGUGAUUUUCUUCAUAUUUAUUCAGCAUUACCUGGAUCCAAACAGCCUGCGGACCGCCCCACAGUAUGACAGUAUGCUGGGGAAUGGUACCUGGCUGGUGUUUUUACCCUUAGCACCCAUAAAGACUAGUUCGGCUGGUCUCCUUAUAUUAGCGUUCACAACAGCCAUGCUGAGCAUCGCCUGCAUGCUGCUACUCGGUCAUCUGCUGGGCUUCCACUUCUUCCUCUUUUAUAAAGGCAUAAGCACAUACGAUUAUGUGAAGAGGCAGCGCCAAAAAGAAGCCAGAAACAUCGAAGCAGGAAAUCCACAAGAUGCGAAAAUCAAUAGCAAGGCCCCACAGAUUGAAGAGAGCUCAAUCGACUGUGAGCCAGCAUUAUCACAUAGUUCAGGUACCUGCAACUUUGACGAUAAAGGCCCGCUCACAAGCCAACUUUCAGAGUCUAUAUGCACUGAGGUGGAGAACUUUAGGAAAUCAGCAGAUAAAGAGAAUAGCUAUGGCACAGAAAAUCCCACAAAGACCACAGCAAGGGAAUUGUCUGUGAGCGACAACAAAAGCUGGAGGCCCGACACUAAAGAGGCUCAGAGUGCGAGUGAGAAGUCUGUUCAUCGUGUUCCUGGAAUGCAGGACCCUCUGGGAAGCUCAGUUAUGACUCCACAUGAUACUUGGCAGUAACAAAUGUGGUGCAUCAGGAUAUGCUGCUCUGAGAAAUUAGGAAUUUAUUAAGGACAGAGGACGCAUUGGACUUGAAACCACAGUUUGAACAUGGAACAGUUAUUUCAUCCAGAGGACAUUUUGUAUGCAGUCUGAAUAGCUGUGGACCCGUCAUGUUUUUAAAAAAGCCGACACUGUUUUUUUAUAACGGUUGAAUUAUUUAAAGCAUUGUUUUAUCUCACUUAUGUGUAUAGAGAGUCAAAGUCCAGCCCCACUUUCAUGUUAGCCUUUGUUCCACUAGCCUGAUUCAGAUAGCUGGAUGUACCAAUCUUCCUGAAAGGCUGGAACAUGAUACUGGAUGUUACAAUUCGUAUUGUGAGCCAAAUGGGUAUCAAAUAAUGUAGAUAGUAACUUUUAGCAUCUUGUCAUUUUAUCCGAUGGCCAAAGAGAGAGCCUUAUAUAGCCAAAUAUAUUGUCAUUUGUGAGCCACCAUAUUGUUUUAUAAAUGUACGUAUCUAUUUUAUUCAAGAAUUUGAAGAAGGGACAGUAGCAGGUAAAUCAAAUGUUGUCUAAUAGUGUUGUAGUUUUUGUCCAUUUGUAAGCUGUCACAUAUUGUUACCACUAGAGGGCUGUGUUACAACCUGCACUUGAUGUUCAGGGGAACACAAGGAGUAACCUUUGAGGAAAGCAAAAGAUGGGGCCGACACAGAAAGUAAAAGGCUACAUACUUUAUUAACAAAUGAAGAGAGCAACAAACAGAAGUAAAAAAGCUGUCGGGUCUCAAAGAGCAAAACAACAAACAAAAGAAAGCAAACUAGCUAGAAAACAAAAACUCAAUGAUUCUACUGAAAACAAAACGACUACUAAACUCCCAUACUACCCAUUAACCAGGAAAAAAACUAGUGCCAAAGAAAUGGCAGAGAACCCCUACAAGGCUUCUUUAAACAAAGUCACCAAAACUUUUAAAAACAAAGUAUCAGGAUUUUAGCAGAGCUGUGUCAAGAUGCAAUCAGUUAAACUCCAAAAGGGGACAAGACCUCUGACUCUGGGAUUAGAUAUGCAGAUUCACUGAUUGUUGAACAAGAUGCAGGUGUGAACAGGCACUGAGAAAGGGGCUCGGCAGACCUGAAACACAAAGAGAGAGCUCUCUCCCAACAAGAGCCCAGAAAAGAAUCUGUGGACACAACAGGCUGGUUUUUAAAAUGAUAGGGUUUGAGUUUGAGUGGAAAUGAAAGCAUUUUGUUUUAAUCUAUAUCGUUUCAGAGUGGGCUGCCUGUGAUGUGACCGAUAUAGGAGAGAAUAUUGUUUAAUAUAAUUUAUUAUAUGGCUUUAAUAAAAUAUUGCUCUUCAAAUUGUGA